This is a messenger RNA of Alternaria atra, 1503 nucleotides long. RefSeq lists its product as uncharacterized. The coding region runs from base 1 to 1503 and encodes 500 amino acids. Lineage: Eukaryota; Fungi; Ascomycota; Dothideomycetes; Pleosporales; Pleosporaceae. The transcript is spliced from 3 exons. The record is from RefSeq and is a predicted model, not a curated record.
AUGCCUGCUCCACAAGUCUGGCUCAUUACGGGUACCUCUUCUGGUUUUGGAGCCGCACUUGUUCAGAAUUUGCUCGUACGUGGUGACAAGGUAAUUGCGACUGCACGUAGCCUCUCCAAGAUCGAACAUUUCGAAACGCUAUGCGCAGCCACUCUGCAGCUUGAUGUGACUGCAUCAACCGCUGAGCUUGAGAAUAUUGCCAAAGAGGCUAUUGCGAUCUACGGAAGGAUUGAUGUACCAGUCAACAAUGCCGGUUACUCGCUUUUUGGAUUCUGGUCGAACUAUCGCCAAUGGCUUCGGAGGCCUCAAGACUACGAGGAAGACUUUCAUCGGAUGUAUGACAUGAGCGAUUUCGAGGUUGAUGAUAAUGGAGAGUAUCGUGGGAUUCAUCGUCUCGCUGCAGCACGACUUGCCAGACCUGAAAAAGAACGCGGGUUGAUCGAAGAAGCCGAAACCAUUUGGGAGGGAAAAGUAGCUAAGCAGUGUGAGAAGAAAGAAAAAAAUUUGGCAGCCUUGGUCAAACUCUUCAGACAUAUGCCACAGCUGAAAGCUAUCGAGAUCAGGGAAUGGAGUUGCAACCUGAGUGAAUAUGGGUUCGAGGGCCGUGUGGACCAUGAAGUAUGCGAACAAUUUGCUAGUUGCAGCACAACCUGGAAACAUCUCAAACUGCUGAGUUCCGCAAUCAAGGUGUCAAAGAGUAAUGUCAAGAGUCUGUUUCUCCCCAAGAUCGACCUUUCUUCCAUCACGACGACUGUCGCCAUCGACGAUUUGUUCAGUUCUCUCACUGCGCUUUCGUUCAAUACUGAAACAACCGAUCCGGAUUUAGUUGAGGCUUCAAACACUAAUGUAUCACUCUUUGCUACGUUGAUACGUCGUGCGUCGCAUACGCUCCAAUUCCUAGAGUUUCGCAACUGCACUACUUCGCAUCCGCACCUACCACCCGGGGGAAACUAUGUUCUCAAGAAGCUAUUCAAUGUAUCGAACGACGCGGAUUCGACAGACAUCACGCCACUCAUAUUCCCAGAGUUAAAGACGCUGAAGCUUCGAAGCCUUUACCUAGACACGCCGACUCUGAUCGCAUUUGUUUCUCGACAACCGCAACUGCAGUAUGCGCAUUUCGAUUACAUCUACCUCACGCCCGUAGGAUACAAAUGGUGCGACGUUGCUGAGCGGCUGCCUUUAUCGUGCAGCAAGCUUUACAUUAGUAGGUCUGGGCACGACAAGUUUGACCCUGAUACGCCCACAGUAAAUGGUCAUAUGAGGGCUUUCCUGCCUUACAAGGAGGGCUUUCCAGCAAAUUCGGACUGGCAAGUGAACGAGGCUUUCGUAGAGAGAAAAAUGGAUGACGAUGAAGACGCGCGUAAGGAUUGUGGGUGGCAUAUGGCGCCAGGGCCGCCGGGAGCACAGUCGGGAGCACGGGGUUUGUAUGGUAACAGAACGAGGGAGGAGUUCAGGGCUACGUACAGACUGGCUUAUGAUUGUGCGGAGUUCCGGAGAAUAUGA